Molecule: messenger RNA, 2036 nt
Organism: Antechinus flavipes (yellow-footed antechinus)
Lineage: Eukaryota; Metazoa; Chordata; Mammalia; Dasyuromorphia; Dasyuridae
Gene: IL5
Product: interleukin 5
Exons: 4
Coding region: 50-457 (135 amino acids)
Biological process (GO): immune response
Cellular component (GO): extracellular region
Molecular function (GO): interleukin-5 receptor binding; growth factor activity
Source: RefSeq, a predicted model, not a curated record
CCAGUAGUACACACUUUCUUUGCUGGAGAUUAACCUUGAGCAGUUCAGCAUGAUGAAAAUGCUUGUGUGUCUUCCACUGCUGGCUCUCUGUGCAGGCUGUUCUUACGGGAUUGCAACAGGAAACCCAGUGACCGGACUGAUCUCAGAAACUCUAUCUUUAAUCACAGCUCACCGAACUUUGCUGAUAGGCAAUGGGACUCUCAGGAUUUCAAUACCUGACCCAAAAAAUCAUCCACUGUGUAUUGAAGAAAUCUUCCAGGGAAUAGAAACACUAAAGAACCAAACUGCUGAAGACAAUGUGGUAGAAAGAAUUUUUCAAAACUUUUCUUCUCUAAAAGAACACAUUACUACCAAAGAAAAACAGUGUGGGGGAGAAAGAAGAAAAGUAGAGCAGUUCUUGGACUACCUGGAAGAGUUUCUUCAAACAGUAAAUACUGAGUGGACAGUAGAAAGUUAAAAAUGAAAAGGGAGGCUGUGAUGGACUGAUUUAGGGGAGUUCAAUGAACCUUGCCUGACUGGGAUGGAGGACAUAGCGGCAGUUUUUACAAAAAAAACUUUUUGUUGUUACAAACAUUUUCUGCAAAACAGAAUAUCUUUAUUUUUAAUGAUACUUUCUGAUUUCUUCUUCAUAUAUUCAAAUGUUAGUUUUGUCCAACUGGAUUUUUGGAAAUUCUGGAAAUGAAUUGAUUCUUCUUUUAAAAAAAUGUUGUCAAGAGAUACCCAAAUGAUGCCUUCUAACCCAGUGUGAUUUACUGACUGGCAAUUUUAUCUGUCUCCUUUCUGCUCCCAAAUGCAGUUCUUGAUGUUUAUUUCUAUUUGGUGUUUACCUCAUAGCUAGUAUAAGCAAUGACAACAACCUUGGCUCCAGAUUGUGUGGCUUUGGUGGCCUCAAGAAAUUACAUGGAUAUACUUUAUUUAUUUACUUUGAUAUGUUUAAAAUGUAGGGCUAUUUGGACCUUUUCUGUUUAAUUGUGGACUUGUUACUCUCUGAGCUUCAGUAUUUUUAUAUGUAAAACAAUGGGGUUGUAAUGUAAACUCAAAUAACAUUAAAAAGCAAUGCUAUGUACAUAGUCCCAAUGACUAAUCUUCCAGAGAAGAGAUGAGGAAAACUUUUCUCUUUCUUUAGAGAGGUAGGGGACAAUGGGUAUGGUAUUUUUGAAUACACUGUCAGAAGUGAUCAAUGUAUUGGUUAUUUUUGCUUAACUUUAUUACGAAAGAAGAUUCACUGGCCAGGUGUAAGUAUAUCCAAAAAGGAAAAAAGAACCAGUACAGUUUUUUUUUUAAUUAGAGCUUUAGAAUAAAUAGAAAUCAAGUACUGUGUUCAUUUACCCUAUUCUACAUAUCUAAAUCCCAUGAUAUUAUCACCAGGCCUUCUCCAUUCUCUGAUGAAGAAUUGAACCUAUUCCUCACCAAGGCCAAACCUUCUGCUGUUUAGAGUUAAGUGUUCUGAGCAUCUUCUAUAUUUUAUUUCUUCUUUAUUGGUUUUAGGAUUAUAAAGAAGCAGUUACUAGUAAUUUUUCUUUUUAAAAUUUAUUUUGUUUUUAUUUAUGGAACAAACAUUUCUAUAAUAAUAUAAUAAAAAUGAUAAUUGCACACAAAACUGAAAAUCUAUCAUGUACAACUUAUUCCUUUCAAAUAUAUAAUAAAGUUAUUUUAUCAUUUUUUUCUUCCCUUCCCCCUGUUCUACUCUGAGAGACCACCUGAAAUAGUGGAAAAAUCAUUUAUUUUGGAAUAAGAAGGCUUAAGCUCCAUUCCCAAAUCUGGAUCCCAUCCUAAUUUUCAAUCUGUACCUAUUUUCUGAUCCCUAGCUUAAAAAUAAAACAAAAAAUCACUUAUCACCAAAUCCUGUCAUCCACUCUAGCUGUCAUACUGUUUUUCUUCCUUCUUUCUCAGCCAGAUUUGUAAAGAAUGUUUGCAUUAUUUGCCUCUACUUUCUCUUCAUUCACUUCUUAGUUCUUUGCAAAGAAAUAGAGCUACUAUUUCUCAUCAAAAUCAAAAUCACUCUCUCCAAAAUUAACAAAAAUUUCUUAAUGGCA